GGCAUCUGUAAUGGCCGCCUUCAUAUGUGAUGCGGAUGAAUCAAGAUCAAAAUGUUAAUAUAUUUUAUUUUUUUGCAGGCACAGAAUUCUUAAGAAACAUGUAGUUGCAAAAGAAAUGUUCGAUGAUGUGAAAAUAUGUCCUGUAACUAUUAUUUUUGGUGUUUGUUGCAAUUUUAUGUUACUACAGUGGAUAUUUAUUUAUGUCUUUCGUGCAGUGCAAUGAAGUAUCGGUUAUGUUUGGACUCCAAAACUUUGUGAAAUUGUCAAUUACAGUGCGCAAGUGAAGCACAAAUUUUUUUGGAAUACCCAGUACAAGCUCAUGGAAAAUCAUCUUCUUGAAGCACAUAUUACAUCCAGUACAAAUUGUGAAUUCUAGUGACUCGACCAGCUUGCUUUUUUAUUAUGUUAGGUUUCCAGUCAUGACUGAGCGAGAUGAUCAGGAUUGUGCCAACUUUCAAAAUAUGAUUGAUUCAUAUUUGAGUACAAGAGAUUCCAAGUCCCCACCAAAAGCUCAAGUGGACGAGGCAUCUCUCCAACAAGCCAUGGAUAAGAAUAAAGAAUCUUUAAAAGUGAAACUGAUGAUGAGGAGGCCAAUAAAUCAACUUGUCGAACAGGGAAUCAUGCCUUCACCAAAAAAGCCUCUUCAAUAUCUGCAGCAAUGUCAGAAGCUUGAAAGAGCCAAGACCGAAAAUAUUUUAAAAAAUCUGAUGAAAACCAGACCUGACAGGCAAGCAUUGAUUGACCAUCAUAUUUUAGAAGAUACAACAAUUGAUCCUAGCCUGCAAGACAAGCAAAGACAGUUGAAAAAGGCUCGAUUGGCUGAUGAUCUAAAUGAUAGAUUAUCUCAUAGACCUGGACCUUUAGAGUUAAUUAAAGGCAAUAUUUUACAUACUGAUGAAAAAUUUGCACAAGCUGUUAAAGAGGGACAGAUUCCAUUUAAAAGAACAUGUGAAGGUCAGGCCUUAAGGCAUCCAGCACCCUGUUUUACCUUUGAGGAUGACAGUGGGAGUGAUGCUGCUUUAUCUCCUCCCCAAGAUGCUCUGGACCAGUCCUUGGGCAGUAUGCCAUCUGUGGAGUCUAUGGUGCUCUCACCUUAUCCAAACCAAGAUUCUCCCACUAGCAGUAUGGGAGAGCUUAGAAUUGCCUCUUCUACGCCUCCCAGUUCGCAAUCAUCGCCAGUCCCUAGUCAGACUGGGAAUGUGCCCUCACAAAGUGAACCCCCACAGAAAGAGAGCAGCACAUCAUCAACCACUCGCAGGAAAAAAUCCAAACCAAAGGCUCCACCCAAGACCAGAACAAUAAAAUUCCAUGAAUACAAGGGUCCACCAAGCGCUCAAAAGAGCCAAGCCUGCCUGUCGAAGGAAGAGACCUCAUAUGAACUUCUGCUUCAGCAACAACAACUUUUCCUUCAAUGGCAACUUGAGAUGCAACAGAAAUAUCCUCAAGUGAUUCUUCCUGUUCCUCAACAACCUUCUGGGGACCAAUCAAAAUCCACAAAUGCAAUCCAGAAUUCUACUAUUGAAAAGCCUCAAGAUACAACGAACACAUCUUCUCCAACUUUGGUGAAGAACUUAGAAGAUCUGAAAGUAAAUGGAUUGAAAGCUGAAUGCAAGAAGAGGAAUUUGCCAGUUUCAGGAUCAAAAAAUCAGUUGUUAGAACGGUUGAGGAACCACAUGGAAUCCUCAAAUAAUAAAAAUAAUCAAGACAAGAACAAUUGUGCUACUAUAGAAACCACUGCUGUUCCAGUAAACAUGAGCGGAAUCAUUUUGGACACUUUGCCCACUCUUGUGACGCAGCAGGCACCGGUUACUUCUGUAGUAACAGUGAAUGCACCAAUGAUAAAUAACAGGGCUUCACAAAUCACUUUGGGUGAUGGCACUGAAACGCUUAUGGUAUAUAAUACCAUGCCUGUUCAAGGACAAAUAGUGACUUCAAGGCCAUCAUCCGCUGCCCCAAUGGAUGUGGAAAUGAAUUCGAAUGCAGAUGUUAUGGAUUGUACAGAAAAUACAACUGCAGUGAAUGAAGAAAUUGUUAAGAGACAACAGCAAAAAAUCUUGCAAUUGGAAAGAGAAUUAGAAAGAUCUCAGAGACAAUUGCAACAACAGUGGUGGCAACAACAGCAGCAACAAGCACAACAACAAGUCCAGCAGCAGGUUCUGCUGGCAUCUCAUCCUGUUCCUAUUGCACCUGCACCCCCAUCCAACCAUGUUUCCAUGGCAACCGCUUUACCUCAGCCCACUGUUGCCCAGGCUGUGGUCCAGUCACAGUUGCUGCAACCCAAAGCACAGUUAAAUACUGCACAACAACUGUUGCAACAAGCAAACAAAUACACACCUGGAUCUGCUGGGCAUAAUUCUGCCUUAGUAAAGGCAAGCUUAGCAGCUUUUAUUCAUAAUCAACAAGCUAACAAUGUUCGACUGCGAAAUGGACUGGCAACACCCAAUCAUCAGAACAUCUCUCAGUUCACCAAUUUGAAGCCCAUUGUUUUGUGUCAAGCACAAACAGUCCCUACUGUCAUUGAAAAACCUAGAGCGAAUUCAUUGCCUAAUGGAGUAGGACAACAAAAAAUGGUUUGGUCUUCAUCUGUACCCAACUUUUCCAAUGUUAUUGCUCCCAAAAUAACAGUAGGUACCAUUGAUCCAAAAUUCUUGUUGCAAAAAGCUCCCCCUGACUACAAUGAAGUGGUAAAGCCACAGAUUAAAGUCAAACAAGAAAAGGCAUCUGGUUCUAAAAGAAGUGGUAGAAAAUCUGUCAAAAGCCAAGAAGUUGAUGAUGUGUUAGAUGUGCUUAUUAGCCAUGGAGAAUUGCCUCCAAGUGCAGCACAAGAGCCUCCUACUCCUACUACCCCCGAAACACAAAAAGGUGGUCCAGCUCCUCCUGCUUUUCCGAGUGUUGGUGAUAUAAAACCUACCCUAUCAGUUUCCAGUCCACCCAACAUCAACACAUCUGAACAACCUGUUGAUACUUCUAUGAAACUUAAUGAUUCUCCCAAACCCCAGGAAGAGAGAAAUGAUCCAAAUCCUCCUCUGGUAUUUGACUUGAAUCUGGACUUCCAGGAUUUGGAAGCCAUGGAUCUCGGAGUUCUGGAUCGCAAUGACAUGAAUGAUCCAACAUCUCAGUCCUCGUCCAGCAAAUCUGACUCGCUGCAACAACAACAGCAAAUACAAAACAAUUGUGCUCCAUCAUAUAGUGAUCUGGAUAUGGAUGUGGAGUUCACUGAUUGGUUGGAUAUCUUGACUAACAAUAAUUCAGUGCCCAAUACCAACCAGAAUCGGAUUAGUAGCUUUAAUGGUGAUAACAGUGAUCCUUUACUGCCCAGUAUGGAUAGUGGGCAGGAAACUCUGGACAUGUUCUCCUUGGACAACCUCGACUUCAAACUGCCAUCAGACUCCAAUUUGUUAAGUUGGGAUAAAAUAGACUAUGCCACUUAAAAUGUAGCAUUUGUGAUAAAAAAUUUUGCAUGAACUCAUAAAUAAGAAAAAAGUGUUUGCAAUUAAAUGUCCCAUCCUUUCAUUUACGGACAAACUGAAAUACAGUUCAUUUUUUUUCUCAUGUGAAAAUUGGGUUAACAUGAGUGAAUUAAGAGCUGCAGUUGGCCCUUUAUAGCAUGACGGUUUUGCAAUUAGUAUGUUCUAAUUGGUUUAUAAGUAUGUGAAUUGUAUGUUAGUUCCUAAUAAUUACUAAAAUGUAAUAUAUAAUAAGAAAUUUUCAGAAUAAAAGUAUAAAAUGCAAAGUAAAAUUUUGUUAAAGAUGUAGUAAAUUUAAUUUAUGAGAUGCCAAUGCUGAUUUAUUAUUUGAAGCAAAGUAUCUAAACCCCAAAGUGGCAAAUUCUUGAAAAAUCAGUUAUGAAUAGGCUUUUAGUUGGACAUUUAAAAUAUUCUGUAUAAUUUUCAGUUUUUAUUCUCUUCUUGAAACUACAAGCUUUAAAAUUGGAAAUAUACUAUCUCAUCUCAAUUUUUUGAAUCCCCUAAUCAUUUUUUUUAUUAAUAAAUUUGUUAUAUGCACUGAAGAUAAAU
This is a messenger RNA of Argiope bruennichi, 4016 nucleotides long. RefSeq names its product myocardin-related transcription factor A-like. The transcript is spliced from 17 exons. NCBI's taxonomy places the organism in Eukaryota, Metazoa, Arthropoda, Arachnida, Araneae, Araneidae. The record is from RefSeq and is a predicted model, not a curated record. Bases 420 to 3431 code for a protein of 1003 amino acids.